CAAUCACGUUGAAGCUAAUAAUCUCGCGAUGAUUGUAAACAGAAGAUGACUGUAUGUUGUGUUGAUGUGUUCUAAUUGAUGUAAGCAACAACCUAUAGAUGGGAAGAAGGAGGGUACGAAGAUGGUUUUCACGCAUAGUUGGAGUUAUUGCGUCGCUGACCGCCCUUUGCAUAGCAAGAAGUAAUGUAGAGGCGACAGAUGAUCGGCCGAAGUCUUGCCCAAAUCCUGGGCAGGAGUCGGCACGAGACAAAUACCUGAUGGUGGUGAGCACCCUGGAUGGACGGGUGUCGGCCUUGGACGUCGGGGACAAGGGACAGCUGAUGUGGUCAGUCCAGGCUGACUCCCGGCCACUGCUGUCAUCAAGUAUCAGCAAAAUGGAGGUGAUGCGAGAAGGUGUGCGGACACGACUUAUUCCAUCACUAGAUGGCGGCCUGUACCAGUACGAUGGGGACAGUAUUGAGGCUGUUCCUAUGACGGCAGAGACACUGCUGUCCUCAUCCUUCCGAUUGUCUGACAACACAAUGAUGAUCGGUGGGAAGGACAUCCGAACAUAUGGAAUAGAUCCCACUACCGGACAGAUCCGCUACCUCUGUACAAUGGCAGGAUGUCACGAUCUUAGCCAGGGCGAGAGCCGAGCUGAUGAUGAUCUGAUUGUCAUCACACGCAACACUCAGACCGUGCGUGCCGUUGAUGCAAGGAUUGGGGCGGAGAAGUGGAACUUCAGUGUAGGUCGCCAUGAGAUAGAGAUCAUUGAUGGCCAGAAGCCCAGUCGCCCAGAAGAGAUAGAUGACGAUGAUGACGAUGGUGUCACCAUUGCAGCGUGUAAUCCAGGUGAGGGCUUGUCGCCAGAGGAAAUGUCGGACUUGGAGGGAAACCUGAAGAUCAUUGUGCCGGAGGGGAUGAUAGUGGCCCUCAACCCUGAGGACUCUGUCAGUGUCAUGUGGCAACACAAGUUCUCCAGCCCGGUGGCCAAUGCAUGGCUGAUGCACCAGGGCCAGCUGAAGCAGAUGAGUCUGUUUGACACGCGCCAUGUUCCAGCCAUCUCCAGCUUCCAGCCCGACGACAUUGACAGCCCACCAGGGGACCCACUGCUUUAUGUUGGCAUGCAUCAGAACCAGCUUUACGUCCAGCCAUCUGAUCAGAUGCAGGAGACCGUCUCUGCCGCUGCUGCCAACAGCCUCCAGACUGUGCCACUGCGAAUCACCUGGAGGCCCUAUCUCAGUACAGCGACAUCUCGGACACCUAUAAUGAACCCCAGUCAGGACCUACCUCAGAUAGCUGAAGGAGUGGACGAUGCACAGGCUGCAACCUCGCUCGUGUCAUGGCAUGAAAACUACCCUUUUGACAAUGGCUACUACCUGUUUCCUGACUUCUCCCCGACUACACUUGCAAUUGAGGAAGGACCCAAUGGAAGCAGGCGUGAUGGGGCAGGCAACGUGAUGGGCAUGAAUCUACCACUCUGGACCUGGUGGAAGGAGAUGGUGGCUAUCACCCUGAUGACUGUAGUGGUUCACCUGCUACUGAGCAGAUACACCCACAGGGACCAGCCUGACAACACCAGCAGACAGGUGUCGACUGACAGUACCAGCAGCAAGGGGUCCGAGACCUCACAGAUCCUGCCAGAACCACAGAAACAGGCUGAAUAUUCUUCCAGGUUCAGCCAAGACUUCGACUGCCUGCACUGUUUAGGAAAGGGAGGGUUUGGGAUUGUGUUUGAAGCCAAGAAUAAAGUGGAUGACUGCAAGUAUGCUGUGAAGAGAAUCUGUAUCCCAAACAGGGAAGGUCAGAAGGAGCGGGUGAUCCGAGAGGUGAAGGCCUUGGCCAAGCUUGAUCACGUGGGUAUUGUCAGGUUCUACCACGCAUGGCUGGAGACGCCUCCGUCAGGCUGGCAGGAGGAGAGGGACAAACAGUUUGAGGACAGUGAGUGCCUGACUCCGAUGCCAUGCAACACUGGCACCGACCUAUCCUCCAUCUCGAGAUUCCCGCCCAACCAGGCCAUGGAGCCUAGUCUCUCAGACUUCAAUCCUUUCAUUAACAAACUGGGAAUCCUACCAGAGGAAAACUCUUCCUCUCUCAGCCGUCUCAACCAUCUUCGUGAAGGAACCAGUCAAGAAUUUUCAGCUCAUUCCAAUAUGGAUUGUUCAACAGACGAAAGCGGGUCUUUCAGUUACAUUGGUGGAGAGCCUGACAAGCGUUGUGCAGAAGAUGAAGAUUCAUUCAGCAUUGAAUUCAUGAAUUCUCAGUCAGGUGGAAAAGAAUCUAAGUCAUCUGGCAUUCCCUUCCAGUCAUAUCUCCACUCUUCAAGUGAAAGCAUUCAGCCAUCUCACCAAGGUGAUGCUGACUCAUUCAGCAUAGUGUUUGAAGAUUCAGGUUGCAAGGACAAAAGCAGUAAUGAUGUUUCACAUGAAAGAGAUAAUUCAGGGGAAACGGACUCCAAUGUUGUGUUCAAAGAUCAUUCCAUUCGGAUUGAGAAAUCUGAAAACUCUGGUUUACCAAGCCAAAACUCUGAUAGACACACUUCGGAAACCCCGGAGGACAGUCAUAGUGUGGGGAAGAAGCUAGCCACUCCGAAGGUGUAUGUGUACAUUCAGAUGCAGCUGUGUCGGAGAGAGACGCUGAAGGAGUGGAUGUGUGCCAACACACUGAACCGUGAUAGGACUGCUAUUCUGGAUAUAUUUGACCAGAUAGUGUCUGCUGUGGAGUAUGUACAUGAAUGUGGACUUAUGCAUAGAGAUCUCAAGCCCUCUAAUAUUUUCUUCUCUGUGGAUGGGACAAUCAAGAUUGGAGAUUUUGGCCUUGUGACAGAACUUGUAGAAGCACAUGACAUAGUUGGUGAAGCUGGCGAUGCCUAUGCUAAACACACAGCUGAGGUCGGCACACAGCUUUACAUGAGCCCAGAACAGAUUGCUCGGCGUCAGUAUGACCACAAGGUGGACAUCUUCUCCCUGGGGAUGAUCUUGUUUGAGCUGCUGUAUCCCUUCUCCACUCAGAUGGAGAGGAUCAGGACACUUGUGGACAUCAAGAAACAAAUUUUCCCAGACAGGUUCAUACGAGAAAUGCCAAAAGAGCAUGAUGUGGUGAAAUGGCUGGUAUCACAGAAGCCCUCUGAACGUCCAUCUGCUUGCGCUAUAUUGGAGCAUGAUCUGUUGAAGGACUUUGCCCCACGUAGACAGGCCAGCAGGUUCCGCACUCGCACCAUCAGCAGUGGAAGCAAUAACUCCACCGGCAGUUAAUGAAUGCCUCACAGCUUGUCUAACCAAACUAUGUACACUUAUAUAAAAAAUCAUUUGAUAGUAGGAGGGACCAUGAGAUCAGGAACUUAACAGCAGGACUUGUCUACAUUAAAAUUAUUUAGGGACCAUCAUGAGACACAGUAGUCUAAACAUUGAUGGCAGGACUAUCAAAGAGCGCUUAAAACAAGAUAACCUACAGAAUACAUCAUGGGGGGUCAUCAUGAGAAAAGAGUUUUAGGACAGCAGAUGGGGAUGAACCAGGCAGGGAUUUGAGAACCUGUACAUGUAAAUGUUCAGAAUUAAGUGUGCUCCUGGCAUACUUAAGGUUUGCUGCUUUAUUUGAAGCUAGACCUUUUAACAUUGGGGACAUGAUAAGGACCCCUUGACUUUCAUCCUUAAUUUUAAACACUAUAUAAGCAUGGCGUUUAGUGUUGUUAGGCUAUCACCAGUGAUUAACUGUCUCAAACAUUCCAAAUACACAGUAAACUAGGAAAACAUACCUGUGAACAAUCUUGACGUAAGUAUGAACUUGAACUGUGUAAAAAAGAUUCAAGAAAUACCUUUCCAAGAUAGUGUGCAUUCACAGUGUAACAGUUCUUGUUUUGAUACGCUGGUAAGGUCUGUACUUGCAAUAACUGUUUCAUCCCUGCUGUCAGAUAUUUAAUAUAUAUGUAUGCUAUAUGGAGAGGGUGAGUGGUGUUUUGUACCGCUUUUUGCAAUAUUCCAGCAAUAUCACGGAGGCGGGGAAACCAGAAAUGGGCCUCACACAUUGUACCCAUGUGGGGAAUCAAACUCGGGUCUUUGGCGUGACAAGUGAAAGCUUUAACCACUUGGCUGAUCCACCGCUCCUGGAGCGUGGGAAUGCUAGGAUAAGGUGACAUUAAAGACCAACAUGUUUUAAUUUGUUUGCAGUUAUGCCACUGACAUUUCUACUUACCAUGCUUAAGAGUUAAACAUCGAGCCAAACUCACGUCAAGCCAAAAUAUUUUGAUGAUAUCUUUAUGAAUACAUGUAUUAGGACAUUAUAUCAGUGCACAGGAGUUGAUGAUGUCUUCUGCUUUUGGAUUAUUCAGGGUUCUUAAGAGAUUCCAAGUAUUGCCGUCUACUUUUAGAUUAGCAAAUAUGAAACAGAGUAAUGUCAGAUGAACUCGUUAUUGAUCAGUAAAUAAAAAUAUAUACCCCUUAUACGUCUGUACUUACAUAAAGGGGGUAUUUACAGACCAAUAACAAGUUCAUGUGGCAUAUUGUCACAGAAAGGUUGAAAUAUUUGAUUGUUGAAAUAUUUGAUGUACACAAAUUUACAUGUUUCAUAUGAUUGACACAUGUACACUUAGGCAACUUCAUUUCAGCUAAGUAAUCAUGCUGAUUAAUUUUAUUCCCUUAUAACAUGUUGAAAACCCUAAGUUUGGAAUUUUGGGUCAGUGAAGGUUUUUAGGGGUUGGUGAAAGAAUUGUGUUACCGGUAAUCAUAUUUGUGGGUUAGAUUCAAUUAGUUUCAGUGCAUGUGAGAUCAUGGCAGAAACAGGUGGGGCACUGUCGCAUGUGGUAAUUGCAGUAUUUCACCUUAGACUCAGUUCCAGCAACACCACAAACUUAAGUGCAUAUAUGUAGCAAGCUUUCUGUGUAAAUACUUUAUGUAUGGUGUUCUCUGUAUUCAGUUUUGCUUCUUAACCAUGAACAGAAUCUAUGUGGCAGUCUUUUAUAAAGUCUGCAUAUAAAUCCAGUCCAUGACUCUCACUUUUUCAGCAGACCUGGUAACUCUUUCUGAUAACGUACCCUUUUUCUAUUCAUAGAUAUGCAUUGGUUGAACUCAGGAAUGACUAUGUUUCAAAACAUUCUGACAUGGUAGAGAGUGAUGUAUUUUGGUGCUGUGAGUAGAUGACAGAUUUCUAAAUGCUUCCUAUUGAAAUUGGUGAUAACCAAACAAAAGCAUAAAUAAGUAUGUUUGUACUCAUGAAAUCACUGUGUGGUGAUUUAUCUACAUAAAAGCAAGGUUUGUAAAGUCUGUGGCAAAUGCUUCAAAUUACAAGUCUGAAAAACUUCUUUUUUUUAGACUUUAUUUUCAAAAUAUAUACUUUCUUUAGUUUAUCUUUUCAGACAAAAUGGAAUUUGACUAGAAUCAGAUUUUGGACCAGUAGCGAACGUCACAGGCGGCCAAAUAUGUCUAUAUUCAACAGAACUCACUCACAAUAAGAUCUGAUUCAUUUGUGAACAAAUACAAUAUUACUGAUAAAUCAUAUACGGAAUGAUUUGAUAUUCUGCAGUUGGUGUAUGAAGCUUUAACAACAUGUGUGUUUCUGUCUUUUCGUUUGCUUACUCAAUUUCAAAUGAUUAGUUACUUGAGGGUUUAUCUUGGAACAAAGAAAUGGACCAAAUUUAUGAUUUUUUAUUUUGUUGUUUCUAGACAAGGAAUGUUAUUGGUUGUACAUAUGUGUUUGUAUAUAUAGAUAUAUGUCUCUGUAUAUAAUGAAUACAGUUUGCCAAGAAUAGUCAUUAUCAGGAUUAAUUUAUUUGUAUCAUCAUGGAACAUUCAUUAACAAAUGUGACGUAAAUCUCAGUUGUGCAUCUACACUCCUUUUAUGAUAAACAUUGCCAGUUCAGUGGCAUUGCAUCUCAAUGUACAUUUGCUUUGGCCAUAGUCAGCACCAUAUCCAUUUGCAUGAUUUGCAUAAAUCACCUUAGUGGUAAAUGUCUAUGACCUGUGUCACUUUGGAUUUUCCAUUCACAUUAUGAUAAAACAGUUCUAUAACUGAAAUACUGUUCAAACCAGGUUUGUAAAGUGUCACCCACUCUUUCACUGAUAGGGGUUGUUAUGCAAACAUGCAGAUAGAUUAAUCCUUCUCUCACAGUCCCUGACUGUUCCAGGCUUACAGAUUCUGUGCCAAGUCUCUCAGAAUCUGUUCCAAGUCAACUUGUCUAUAUAAAACUGGGAAUGAGAUCAUUCAACACCCAUACACCAUGUACAUCAACUGAUAAUCAACAGAAGGAAGAGAAUUUGUGGAUUUCAACUUCUUUAUUAUGAGGAACACAAGGUUGUGUUCCUCAUUAUAAAGAAGUUGACAUCCAUAAUCUCUUCCUUCUGAGUAUCACUUAUAAAUGACUUUCAAAGACAAAAUCAACAGGUUUUAAGCUUACAUUUCAGCAACUAUUUAUUUUAUAAUGCUUCCAUUUACUUUCUGCUUCUGUUAAUUGUUUAAUAACUGUGAUCACUUUGUACCUUAAUUAUGCAAUGUGUAUGACAAGGCACAUUUUAAUAUAAUGCUGCUGUAAGAUAUUCUUGUGUCUCAAGCUGUUUGCAUCUGUAAUAAACAUCUCAAAGUAACAGGAGAUUAAGAGAACAUCUCUUAACCUGGGUAGCAGACUUUUGAGUUUACAUGCAUAAAGGUACAUGAAAAUGGCUUCCUGCCUGCAUAAACUUUUUAACACAGAUUACUUGAGAAUUUUUUUUCCAGCCUUUUAAUGGCUUUAACUACCAAAUAAUGUCACGUGAUAUCAGAGAUAUAUAGGGACUGUAUAAAUUGUUGUGCUUGCUAUCGUUCGUUUGCUACAAAAAUCUGUACCAAUGAAAUGCAAAAUACAUAUAAAUUCCACAGCAACAAUUCGUCUUAAAUGGCAUAAAUGUUAUUUAUAACAGCACAUAUUUCAGAAUAGAAGUUUUGAGACUAUCCCUGAUGCCCCUAAGCUGUUAUGUUUAUUGUGCAGACCCCCUUGUAACAACAAGUACCGGGGGUAUUAAACCACCAACAAUUACAGUUACAACUUUUUCUACCCAUCAUGACAAUGUCUGAAAUUAUGGUGAUGAAUUGGUAUGGACAAAUAUAUAUAACUUAACUUUCACGCCAUUUAAGAUGAAUUGUUGCUUUCAGAUAUAUAUUUAUUUUGCAUUUCAUCGGUACGACUUUGCAGCACUCGGACUAUAGGAAUUUGUAAGGAAUGUUGUGUUAAUGACACAAUUUGUAAUCUGCCAAUAUUUGUCCCAAGCAUAAUUGUGAUAAUUCUCAUAUCAGCAUCUCAUCAAACAUUGUUAAAUGUAAAUACUGUUAACCUCUUAUUUAGUUCUUACUGUUUGUUAUUGAUAAAUCAUGCAUCAGAGAUGUAAAUAUUAAAGGAAUAUUCAUAUCACCAUAUGGGAGUCAUCCAAAACAAAAUGUUGAAAUAAACUUAAAAAACAUU
This is a messenger RNA of Haliotis rufescens (red abalone), 7405 nucleotides long. RefSeq names its product eukaryotic translation initiation factor 2-alpha kinase 3-like. Gene Ontology annotation, biological process: protein phosphorylation. The record is from RefSeq and is a predicted model, not a curated record. The transcript is spliced from 18 exons. Bases 99 to 3233 code for a protein of 1044 amino acids. Lineage: Eukaryota; Metazoa; Mollusca; Gastropoda; Lepetellida; Haliotidae. Gene Ontology annotation, molecular function: protein binding; protein kinase activity; ATP binding.